Messenger RNA from Molossus molossus (Pallas's mastiff bat), 1895 nucleotides. RefSeq names its product deltex E3 ubiquitin ligase 3 (gene DTX3). The transcript has 6 exons. NCBI's taxonomy places the organism in Eukaryota, Metazoa, Chordata, Mammalia, Chiroptera, Molossidae. The record is from RefSeq and is a predicted model, not a curated record. Gene Ontology annotation, biological process: Notch signaling pathway; protein ubiquitination. The coding region runs from base 207 to 1250 and encodes 347 amino acids.
AAGGCCCAGGCCGUCAUCCCAGCAACAGCCUCAGUCAUGUGACCGGCAAUGGCGGCGCUGACGAGAGUCCUGAUCAGCUGAAUGUGGAAAUAGAGGGAUUUCUGCUGCUAUCAUUGUCCAUGGGCUUUCAAGGUCACACCACCUACAAGUAGGGAGCAGGGACACAGAGAGAGCCUGCAUGCCAUUUCUAAGCUCUUCAGGAUCAAAUGUCGUUCGUCCUGUCCAGAAUGGCAGCCUGUGGAGGCACCUGCAAGACCAAAGUGACUGUCUCCAAGCCUGUGUGGGACUUCUUGAGCAAAGAGACCCCAGCCCGGCUGGCCCGGCUUCGGGAGGAGCAUCGUGUGUCCAUCCUCAUAGAUGGCGAGACUUCUGACAUCUAUGUUCUCCAGCUUUCCCCACAGGGCCCUCCCCCAGCCCCUCCCAAUGGGCUCUACCUGGCCCGGAAGGCUCUUAAGGGGCUGCUAAAAGAGGCAGAGAAAGAGCUGAAGAAAGCUCAGAGGCAGGGGGAGCUUAUGGGCUGCCUGGCUUUGGGGGUUGGGGGGGAACACCCUGAGCUGCACCGCCCAGGCCCACCCCCUCUCAGAGCAGCCCCACUCCUGCCCCCAGGAGCACGGGGGCUUCCCCCACCUCCUCCUCCCCUCCCCCCUCCUCCUCCUCCCCGCCUUCGAGAGGAGACAGAAGAGCAGGAGAGUACCUGCCCCAUCUGUCUGGGGGAGAUCCAGAAUGCCAAGACAUUGGAGAAGUGUCGGCACUCAUUCUGUGAAGGCUGCAUCACCCGGGCCCUGCAGGUGAAAAAGGCCUGCCCCAUGUGUGGCCGUUUCUAUGGGCAGCUGGUAGGCAACCAGCCCCAGAAUGGGCGGAUGCUGGUCUCCAAGGACGCCACACUCCUACUGCCCAGUUAUGAGAAGUACGGCACCAUCGUCAUCCAGUAUGUCUUCCCGCCCGGUGUCCAGGGGGCUGAGCACCCAAACCCAGGAGUUCGGUAUCCUGGCACCACACGGGUGGCCUACCUCCCGGAUUGCCCUGAGGGCAACAAGGUGCUGACCCUGUUCCGAAAGGCGUUUGACCAGCGUCUCACCUUCACUAUUGGCACGUCCAUGACCACAGGGAGACCAAAUGUCAUCACCUGGAACGACAUCCACCACAAGACCAGCUGCACAGGGGGACCCCAGCUGUUUGGGUACCCGGACCCCACUUACCUGACCCGGGUGCAAGAAGAGCUGAGAGCCAAGGGUAUCACAGAUGAUUGAAGGACAUCCCCUUUGCGAAGGCCCCUGCCUUUGUCCUCUACUAGGACCCAGCAGAAGCCUCUGUUCUCCUUUCUCCCUCUGCCCCUCCACCCCCAUACAACACAGUAGGGGACCUGCCUGACUGGGGAAGGAGUUCAGAGAGGGAGGGGGCAAUUCCUUUCUCUGUCCCCCAUAGGCCAAGUGCUUCAGUGCAGUGUGAGCUGCUUCCUUCUGGCAGAGGCUGUUUCUCAGGCUCUGCUACCCUCCUCUGGUGUACAUACUCCCAGUCUUCCUGCCCCCUCCAUUGCCCUUGGCUUCGUCUGGUAUGUGCAGUGCUCCAGUGACUAAGCUGAGAAAGGACCUGGGUGGGGAGGAGAGGGGUCUUGAAUCCCCACUCCUGUCCCAUACUGUCCCACCGCUGAACUCUGGUGCAGGGGAGAGGGAAUCUAGCUGGUAUGAGCACCCCAUGGAGCCGGCCCUGUUGGUUCUUCAGAACCAAUUCCCCAUCUACCUUAACCUUGUCCUUUCCUGUGUCUCUGUGUCUGUUAGUCUGUCUUUCUCCUGCUCUUCUCUGCCCCCUAUAAGGAGCCUCCGUACCCUGUUCUGGAACCGCUGCCAAACUGUAGCUUUUAAUUUAAUAAAAAUAAAGUAAAAUAUGCAACUCUA